AUGCCAUGAAUCAAUAAUCCCUACUCAUAUCAGGAUAUUCAAAACAAAAUGACAAAACAGCUCUUCUCCGUCCCCGUCGCACCCACAAACGGCAGUUUCGUCUGCACCACCCCAUCCGAUGCGCACGACAAUAUCUACCUUCUCACCUUCACCUCCGGCGCCGACAAUCGACUCACCCCAGAAUUCCUAGAUGCGUUUACACUCUCCCUCGAUAUCCUCGAACACCAAUACCCAAGAGGCGUACUGUUGACAACCAGUGGAAUUCAGAAAUUCUUUAGUAAUGGGUUAGAUCUUGAAAAGGCGCUUUCGUCGCCGGGGUUUUUUGAGAAUUAUUUGUUUAGGGUGUUUAGGCGGCUAUUGACAUAUCCCAUGCCAACAAUCGCACUCAUAAACGGACACGCUUUUGCAGGCGGCUUCAUGCUAGCCAUGUACCACGACUAUCGCAUCCAAAACCCUAAACGGGGUUUCCUCUGUCUGAACGAAAUCGCACUCGGGAUUCCCCUCGCACCACCCAUGCGCUCUGUAUUCAUAUCCAAGAUCCAAGACGGCGAGACACUGCGCUCAAUGAUUAUCGAAGGGAAACGGUACACAGCGCAGGAAGCGUUACAGGCCAAAAUUGUGGAUGGAUUGGGCGAUUUGACGGAUGCGGUGCAACUGGUUCUUGAUAGAGGGCUGUUGAAGAUUGCUUCUUCGCCCGCGUUUGUGGCGAUGAAAGAGAGGUUAUGGGCGGAUGUGGUGGAUUCUAUUGAUUCGCUGGCGGCGCAUGAUGAGGCGGAUGAGUUGAAGGCUAAGAGGACGGUGGAUAUUUCGGAGGAGGGGAAGAAAAGAAUGCUGCAGUGGGAGAAGUCGAAGUUAUAGAUCUAUCUUCUACAUGCGAGGUAAAUGUUUGAGUACUGGAGUGUGUAGAGAUAUAUCUCAUUGAUCUUUGUUAGAAAUAUAAUACAUUUGGAGGAGGUUGGCCGGACGAGUCCUUGCCAUAGUCAAGACCAUGCCUGUGUUGCGUCUUCAUCCAUAACUUAUAGUGUGAGACGGAUGUAACUCACCAAGUGAUGCGGGAUGCGGCACAAGGCGUGUGGUGGGUAUGAUCAGCAACCUCAGUAGGGUGCAAUUGUCUCGCAAUCAUGCAGAGACUCUUCAAGUAAUACCGUAACCGUCAACGUGUAAUAUUAUCAAGUCUUCCUCUUCCCCCUCCCCUUCGCCGGACUAUCAACCUUAUCCGUCAGAGGCCGAUAAGGAGCCGCAAUAAAAUGCUCCGGCGCUCGCUGAUUCGGAUCCUGACGCGGUACGCCUGCAAUCGGUCUAUUCCGAUGCUCUUCAUGCAUUUUGUCUAAGGGUUCCCCCACGAUAUGGUAUUUGGCCCAGUUUAUUGGAGGCAUGCGCACGACGUUUUGCGGUUUGGGGAUUUUUCCGAACUUGCUCUUUGGCGCUGACGAUUCGUCUCCUUCUUGGGCCCCGUCAGAGUCAUCGUCGCUGUCCGUCAUUGUAAUAUCCGUAUCAAUGAAUUGAUGAUUAUCUUCCUUCGUCAGGUUCCCGGCUAAUAAUUCUCUAGAAAAACUCUCCGGAUCCGCCGCUGCUGCCCGUUUCAACUCAUCGAGAGCCUUUAUAUCGUUCAAAGCCUUUUGUUUCUGAAACUGGAGAAGAGAGAUCGCGGAACGUAGCGCUAUGACGUCCGGAUUAUUGCUUUCUGAUAUCGGGACGGGACUGGGUUCUGGUUUGAUCGGGUUCGGCGGGGGGUACGUCGGUUGUUGUUGCUGGUGUUGUUGAGGAAGUUGCUGUGGUGGCGGCAUUACCGCGCGCUGAUUCACGGGUUCAUUUUGUUUGGGCGGUUUUGAAGAUACUGUAUUUCGCCUCUUGACCGCCAUCGCCGUAGCUUCUGUCGACGUAUCCUCUAUCGCAGGUGGUA
Messenger RNA from Talaromyces stipitatus ATCC 10500, 1903 nucleotides. RefSeq names its product enoyl-CoA hydratase/isomerase family protein. Gene Ontology annotation, cellular component: peroxisome. Gene Ontology annotation, biological process: fatty acid beta-oxidation. Bases 49 to 858 code for a protein of 269 amino acids. The transcript has 2 exons. Gene Ontology annotation, molecular function: delta(3)-delta(2)-enoyl-CoA isomerase activity; enoyl-CoA hydratase activity. Lineage: Eukaryota; Fungi; Ascomycota; Eurotiomycetes; Eurotiales; Trichocomaceae. The record is from RefSeq and is a predicted model, not a curated record.